Molecule: messenger RNA, 744 nt
Organism: Acanthosepion pharaonis
Lineage: Eukaryota; Metazoa; Mollusca; Cephalopoda; Sepiida; Sepiidae
Source: the annotation of a GenBank genome assembly
AUGAAGCAAUUCUCAAAUAAGCAAACGAAAAAAUCCUUGCUUUACUAUAAAUCCAUUUUCUCCCCCCUCUCUAUCACUCUUUUUCCCUCCUUUUCUCCCUUUCCUUAUCUCUCUCUCUCUCUCUCUCUCUCUCUCUCUCUCUCUCUCUCAAUUGCAUCAAGAUACACAAAAUAUGUUUACUUUGAUGCAGGACAGAACUACGCAAUUGCAGCUGUUUCUUCGGGAUUAUCGCUGGGCACAACCUUUUUACCAUUUUAUCAAAUGUGGAUCAUUCAAAUUUACAGAUGGAAUGGAAAUUUCUUGUUAAUGGCUGGUAUAAUGUUACAGUUAUGUGCAAUGGCGUUCGUAUUUGAGAACAAACCACUCACAGUGGUGACAUCAAGUCGAAGCCCAAAUCCUGGAAACGAGAUGAAACUUACACAAAAGUUUCUCUUGACAAUGAAGAAUCCUAUAUUUGUUGCCUACCUUCUUGCUCAGCUUUUCAGUUGUACAAUUGGCCGUUUUGUGGCUGGAAUAGCUAGCGCCUGCCGUCUUUCAGGAAUGUUUGUUUUCCUCUUUACCAUGCUUGCAAGCGGGCUGUUAAUCAUGGCGCUGGCACUGGUUGCAAACUAUGCAGAAACCAUGACCCUUCUUUGUCUCAUUGAAGAACAAUUCCUGCCUCUCUCUCGCUCUCUCUCUCUCUCUUGCUCUAUCUAUCUAUCUAUCUAUCUAUCUAUCUAUCUAUAUAUAUAUAUAUAUAUAUAG